Messenger RNA from Pseudophryne corroboree (corroboree frog), 4815 nucleotides. RefSeq names its product zinc finger protein ZFP2-like. Gene Ontology annotation, molecular function: RNA polymerase II transcription regulatory region sequence-specific DNA binding; DNA-binding transcription factor activity, RNA polymerase II-specific. The transcript has 6 exons. Lineage: Eukaryota; Metazoa; Chordata; Amphibia; Anura; Myobatrachidae. Bases 155 to 2083 code for a protein of 642 amino acids. The record is from RefSeq and is a predicted model, not a curated record. Gene Ontology annotation, cellular component: nucleus. Gene Ontology annotation, biological process: embryo development; urogenital system development; regulation of transcription by RNA polymerase II.
UUCCGUACUGUGCGUUCCACAUACAGGAAGUGAGUUUUCGUCGACUGUUGCAGCCUCCCAGUGUCCGUGGAGAUCAGGCUCUUCCACAGAUACGGAGACAGUUCCACCCGAGGGGGAGUAUAUAGAAGAGCACAGGGGUCUGUACAAGGACGUGAUGAUGGAGAAUCACCGCCCCCUCACAUCACUGGAUGGGCACAGUAACAGAGAUACACCAGAGAGAUGUCCCCAUCCUCUGUAUUCCCAGGACUGUACAGAGGAGAAUCACAGGACCCCACAGGAGGAUCAGGUAGAACAUCUUUCUCGUAUAAAGGCAGAAGCUAUAAGGAGAAAAGAAGAGACGGAUGUGAGAGAUAUGAAGGCAGAAGAUACAGAAGGAGAAGAAGAGACGUAUGUGACUGAUAUAAAGGCUGAAGAUAUAGAGGAAGAAGAGGAGACUUAUGUGACUGAUAUAAAGGCAGAAGAUCUAGAGGGAGAAGAAGAGACGUAUGUGACUGAUAUAAAGGCAGAAUAUAUAGAUGGAGAAGAAGAGACAUAUGUGACUGAUAUAAAGGCAGAAGAUAUAGAGGGAGAAGAAGAGACGUAUGUGAUUGAUAUGAAGGUAGAAGAUACAGAGGGAGAAGAAGAGACGUAUGUGACUGAUAUGAAGGCAGAAGAUAUAGAGGGAGAAGAAGAGACGUAUGUGACUGAUAUGAAGGCAGAAUAUACAGAGGGAGAAGAAGAGACAUAUGUGACUGAUAUGAAGGAAGAAGAUACAGAGGGAGAAGAAGACACGUAUGUGAGGGGUGAUCAGCAGUGUAAGGAGGAGGAGAUCCCUACAGAUAUCAGCACAGAUGGACACACAAGCAGGAAUAUCACAGAAGGACAUCUAAUGUUAUCCCUGGAUUCUGAAAUAACCAAUUAUGACAGUAGACAGUAUUCUCCAGGAGCUAACCCCAUUACCCCAAUUAUACAUCCAGCUCUAUCAGCUGAUCCCUCUGAUCCUGGGAAAUGUUCUCCUGAUCACUCUGAUAUUGGUGCAUCUGUUACAGCUCUGAGAGUAGAUACAGUGUUUCCCUGGUCUAUAGAUGCCAAAUGUUUUACACAGAACACAAACCUUAUUACUCAUCAGCCAGCUAAGGCAGGUGAGAGGCCAUUUCCAUGUUCUGAGUGUGGGAAAUGUUUUACAUAUAAAUCAUAUCUUGUUAGACAUGAGAGAAGUCACACAGGUGACAUGCCAUAUUCCUGUUCUGAGUGUGGGAAAUGUUUUGCACAGAAAUUACAUUUUGUUACACAUCAGAGAAGUCACACAGGUGAGAAGCCGUAUUCCUGUUCUGAGUGUGGGAAAUGUUUUUCAUCGAAAUACCAUCUUGUUAGUCAUCAGAUAAGUCACACAGGUGAGAAGCCAUAUUCCUGUUCUGAGUGUAGGAAAUGUUUUGCACGGAAAUCACAUCUUGUUAUACAUCAGAGAAGUCACACAGGUGAGAAGCCAUAUUCCUGUUCUGAGUGUGGGAAAUGUUUUUCAUCGAAAUCAGAUCUUGUUAUACAUCAGAGAAGUCACACAGGUGAGAAGCCGUAUUCCUGUUCUGAGUGUGGGAAAUGUUUUGCACACAAAUCACAUUUUGUUAUACAUCAGAGAAGUCACACAGGUGAGAAGCCGUAUUCCUGUUCUGAGUGUGGGAAAUGUUUUUCAUCGAAAUACCAACUUGUUAGUCAUCAGAGAAGUCACACAGGUGAGAAGCCGUAUUCCUGUUCUGAGUGUGGGAAAUGUUUUUCAUCGAAAUACCAACUUGUUAGUCAUCAGAGAAGUCACACAGGUGAGAAGCCAUAUUCCUGUUCUGAGUGUAGGAAAUGUUUUGCACGGAAAUCAGAUCUUGUUAUACAUCAGAGAAGUCACACAGGUGAGAAGCCGUAUUCCUGUUCUGAGUGUGGGAAAUGUUUUGCACACAAAUCACAAUUUGUUAUUCAUCAGCAUGCGCACACAGGUGAGAUGCCAUUUUCCUGUUCUGAGUGUGGGAAAUGUUUCGCACAGAAAUCCGCUCUUGUUACACAUCAGAGAAUUCACACAGGUGAGAAGCCAUAUUCCCGUUCUCGGUGUGGGAUAUAAGCUCUUUUUUUUAAAUUGUGUAUUCUUUAUUGUAAGUUUUUUAACCCCCCCCCCCCCCCAAAAAAAAAUACAACAAACAAUUAUUAAAAUACUUGUAACGAGCGCUAAAAAUUAUGAGAAUUAUAAGAAAGUGGCACCUGUAAGAAAAAUUUGUUAAUACAAAACGUGUUUACAGCUCCUUUUGGAGAAUUUGAGCUCAGUCCGUCACGAUUUCACAAAAUGUGGAAGUUCUAACUUUCCCUAACUACUAACCGGUACCAUGCAGGGCUCCAAGAUGUAGUAUGGUAAGUCCUCUUCUCCCGUGCCACUGCGUCCAGCCGUGGGAGAUCGCGGUUAGUUGUUAAGUCGCGGCUCGAUGACGUCACACUGCGGCUCGGCGUCAGGGAAUUCGGGACGGUCAAAUGGUAAACUAGCUCUGUGCCUCCAACGCGUUUUGUGCGUCACAAUCAUGGCAGAUACAGUAGAGCAUGCAAUAUGCCGACAGGAGUACUGUCAGACAAUGUAUACCAAAUAAAAUUACAAUACAUACCCAACAAAAACAGGAUAUAUAAAGCACUCAUCAGUAUAACAUUAAGCAAUAGGAGCACACAGGCGCCAUGUGAGCUCACAUAUCUAGGAUAAAGUGAGAGUAACCUAUAGCUGAGGAAUAUAGAGAUACAGAGAUAACUAUAUUGCAGGCCAUGAAUAGAAUAGGCAUAGAGUGAAGGAAUAUUGAAAAAAAUAUAUAUAAUUCCGGAGACAUCUGCCAUAAAUCUAAACAGAAUAAAACAAAACCCUACAGUCUCUAACUAAAUCAAAACAAACCCCGCACCCUGUAUAACCUAACCCCAACCUAGGUAUACCUGGAUCCCCAUAACCCGCCCACCUAAGCUACUUAACUUGUCUAAGCCCUAAACCCCACCCCAUACCCAAAAUGAGGAUAAAUAAAAUAGAUAUAUGACUGGGGCAACUGAAAAGAUAAUAUCAAAGGAUCUAACUCUAGUAGAACUUCCACGUAUAAACUUACAUAUGUGAACAUAAAAUAUGAAGGAUAGUGUUUGCUAUACCCAAUAGAUAUUCCAAUGCGUAUCUAGAUACAUAAGCUCUUAAAUGAACAUUUUUCAAAUUAAACAUAGUGUGUAACUAUGUAAUAAAGUUAGGCCGAUAAUAAGACAUACAAAAAACAUGAGAAUGGACAAUAUUUUACAGAGAAUCAGUGAGAAUAAAACAUAGCGAGGGUCCUGGCAACAGUGAAUCAGUACACAGACUUGGAAAGAAACAAAUUCAGUCUGGGGGACGGGCCCAUUCCGGAACCAUAUAGCCCAACAAUUCACAAACAGUAACCAGCAAACAAAUGGAGUCAUCAGCCAUCUUGUACAGCAUUAUCCAAGUAGAGAAGAGUAAAGGCCUCAGGUCCACAUAAAUUACAGAAUGGAAAUCCAUCCCCCUCCCUAGCACCUCAACGGACUGCAAUGUGAUACAGUACAGUUCUCCAGUGUUCAAAAAGUCACAUUUUGAGGCCCUGAAUGAGAUGGUGUGGGUCCACACAGUCCUAAUGACGAGAUGGAGACUGCCGCUGACAUCCCAUGCACCAUCGCCAACCAGGAAUAACGGCGAAUACGCAUGGGAUUAAUCCGCAACUCCCCCAAUUUAUAACUUGUUGUGUAGCGGAACCCACAGGCUCACCCAAGGGCUCCGAGGGCAUCAACACAGGUAGGCAGGCAGACUGUUCAGGAGAAACGGGCACCGCAACAGUCUCUUCUCCAAACAUAGCAAGAAUCCUUUUCUCAGAUUCCAUAGCAGCCUUCAGGAUAGAGGAGGUUAGAUGUUCAGAGGUACUAGCAGGGUUAAACAUGGCUGCAGGGGGUGCCUCACCGAAGCCAGUAAUAUGUAAAGAAGCACUGAAUAGCAGAUAGAAAUAUUAGAAAGGUCCAGUCUCAAACAGUCAAUAUCAGAGGUAUGAAACGCAGAAGAAAUGGCAGUUCUGUGUGUUCAUGAUGAAGGAGACCUCAGUGUUCAGCAGAGAGCUAUAGUGAAAAAAAGGUGUGCACUCACUAGGGAAGCAUAGGAGAGAAGUAAUGAAGUUCCUAGGGGCCCGGUCAAAAGAUGGCAUCUCCGUGGCGGGAAAGCACUCUUAAUAAGCUGCUCACAGGGUCGGCCAAAAUGCAAGGAUUCCGCUCGCAAUAUAAGGCGACAGCAGCGGCACAGACACGGAGUUAAAAGCACCACUCAGAAGAAGCCGCCCCGCAUUCAGCUUGGGUAAAUAGUCGGGUAGUAGAAGUGGCGGAUCCGCAGCAGGUAAGUUUGGCCACAGUAAACAUGCGGUCAAUCCCGGUGAUGUAGUAGUCUCCCACCACAGCCAGUCAGUGCCAGCAGUCCCCGAAUCAGCAGCCCACCAGCCGGAGUGGUCAGGAGAGGAGAGCCGUAGCUGGAAGUGAACUUGCGCACAGCACAAUGUCAGGCAGUGAGGCCGGUCGCGACACCCAGGAUGUAGGCCGCACUACGCAGCUCCGCAAUGCCAAGGUUUUUCUGCAGCUAGAGACAGCACAGACACCAAAAGAUGCAGCACACUGGAACACCCCUGUGGAGCAAUUUCCAACGAGAACGUAGUAGGGAGCAGGAUAUAUCAGCAGGAUGUUGGUCGGGAAAUAAGCUCUUGAUCGGCAUGAGAGAAGUCACACAGGUGAGAAGCCGUAUUCCUGUUCUGAGUGUGGGAAAUGUUUUGCACAGAAAUCACAUCUUGUUACACAUCA